Molecule: messenger RNA, 2166 nt
Organism: Aspergillus tanneri
Lineage: Eukaryota; Fungi; Ascomycota; Eurotiomycetes; Eurotiales; Aspergillaceae
Gene: SRC1
Product: putative sister chromatid separation protein (Src1)
Exons: 3
Coding region: 1-2166 (721 amino acids)
Cellular component (GO): nuclear inner membrane
Molecular function (GO): chromatin binding
Source: RefSeq, a predicted model, not a curated record
AUGGCGGACGCAAUGGAAUAUUUGUCUCCUGAUUUCGACCUCAAUUCUCUCACGGUCCCUCGUCUUCGAUCGAUCCUCGUGAGCCACGAUAUCCCAUAUCCGGCCUCAGCAAAAAAAGCACAACUUAUUCGUAUACUUGAGGAUGAGGUUCUUCCUCAGGCAAAGAAGCUGCUACGCGAGCGUGAACGGGUGAGGAGGACCAGCGAAGGGAUCACAGACAUGGGGAGUCGUUCCACGUCUGUGACGAGCGAUGUGAGUGAGCAGCAGGAAGACGAAAGCAGGGACUCACUGCCGCCUCGGCCGACCCCAUCAACCGUCUCGUCAAUUACGGGAACCAGAAGAGGUCGGUCAAGAAUGAGCACUAGAGCGUCAACGGCAGACGCCGAAGGAAACACUCCAGUGACUCCGUCAACUGCUCCGAGGAGAAAAACAGCAAGAUCGGAAGGGAAACGCAUCCGCCAAUCAGAGUUGGAAGCCCUAAAUGAGUCCCCAACAACAGCGACAGUCCCUGCCACCGUCACGCCACGUCAAUCAACGGCGAGAAGACUACGCAGAAGCGAGAUUACACCAUCAACGGAGCCCGAACUACCCAUCCUGCCUGUAAAAUCCGAGCCCAAAGAGGAAAGCUUUUUUACCGAUGAUAACCCAUUCCAAAGUGGAAGCUCUCCAGCUCCCUGGGAUUCGGGAAGGGCUGUAAGCCGCGAAGGGAAACGGAGGAGUGGGGUACAGCUAGGGACGGAAAGUCCUGCUCUAAGCCAUAGUCUACGGGCUAGAAAGUCAGAUGCACACGUUUAUCUCGACCGUGAAGGUGAACCAGCUGCAACCGGAAGUUCUUCGCUUGAAUUCCCGGCUUCUAAAGAGGAAACACCUAGCACGCACGCUGAACCCGGAGAUGACGAUAGCGGUGAAAGCCACAUUAGCGCCGGCGAAGAAUUUACACCCGAAGAGCAAUUGGCCCUGGAGAGAGAGCAUGCGGACCUGAUGUACCCUCCAGUUCCUAAAAGCCGACGUCGCAGAGCACAGGGCACGACCACUCGAGCUGCCCCUUGGAUUGUCAUAUUGAUAUUCCUAUGUAGCUUCGGCGUGUGGUGGCGGAAUGAGAAGAUUGAAAUUGGCUUUUGUGGUAUUGGUAAACCCACCUGGUCCUUGGCAGAGACAAAGGUUCCUGAAUGGGCCAAUGUACUAGAACCACAAUGUGAGCCAUGUCCUCCGCAUGCAUUUUGCUAUCCCAACUUCGAGGCUCGUUGUGAGCAUGACUUCAUUCUCAAGGCUCAUCCUUUGUCGCCGGGAGGAUUAAUCCCGCUACCGCCAACGUGUGAACCUGAUAGUGAAAAAGCACGCCGUGUAAAGGCUGUUGCGGAUAAGGCCGUUGAAGAGCUUCGUGAUCGACGAGCCAAGUGGGAAUGUGGUGAGCUCACCGAAGGUGGCAAAGAAGCCUCUGGCCCGGAAAUCAGCGAGUCGAGUUUGAAGCAAGAAGUUGGAAGAAAACGACGGAAAGGGAUGAGCGAUGCCGAAUUUGAUGACUUGUGGAAAGGCGCGUUGGGUGAGGUUAUCGGCAAAGAGGAGAUUGUGAGCAGAACAAAACAAGGCGACAAAACAUUAACAGACCAUCUUCUGUCCUCGUCCUCACGUCCACAUCAGUCACCCGACUCCCCCUCACGUGCGCCUUCCGCCGUCAUUUUUACUGGUGCUGUGAUAUAUGCGCGCUCCAGGGUCCUUGCUCGCCGCUCCGACAUGGCUCGGAUCCCUGAACUAGUUGUGACAACGCUAGAUCGCCUUGCAACUCAGGCAGCUUUGCAUGCUCACGGCGAAGCUCGACAACCCUACAUUCCUAUUGGGCAGCUACGUGACGAUGUCCUACGCUCGGAAUUACGGGGCAGUCGGCGUGAGGAUCUUUGGCGCCAAGUCCGAAAUGUGGUCGAAGGCAACACCAACGUCAGAGCUGCGGUACGAGAGGGCCAUGGUGGGGAUGUUGCACGAGUCUGGGAAUGGAUUGGAGGGAUCGGGAGUGUUCGUGGAGGCGUCAGAGGCAGUCAGCUAGACGCCAAUAAGGCGCACUUCAAGGCCUUGUCCGACGAAGAAUCUCGCGACCAAGCUGGUCAAGAUGCCAUGACCAGAAGCCCAGGAGAAUCCCGGAGGUGGGACGAAGGGAGACCUAUAUAUUAA